CAUAACAUGACUUGCUUGUAUUAUUGUUACUUACAUUACAUGCGGUGUGGAAACAAGCUGUGACGACUACGCUAGGUACGGACAGUUUCCUUCCAAGGAUUGCAGACACCUGCAGAGGCUAUUCCAACGGGGUUGCACGUUGAUCUAUAGGAGUGUAUCUUUGAUAGCAAGCUUUGUUUCCCUGUCCUAGUCAAACUGCUCUUGCCUUUGCCCAUCUGAACCAUAGGGAGGUCUUACAUACGGAUUUAUUCGCAACCUCAUUGCUUUUAAGACGAGUUUUGUGGGUGGACUGAAGGAGCGGCGGCUUUCUGGUUCAGCGGCCUCGUGGAGCUGCUUGUCUUGGGCACGGCCCGCUUGGGCCGUGCCGCGACCUGAGAAGCCAUGAACAACUAUCACAUUUAUGAAAAGAUCGGCACUGGGAAACACUCCGUUGUGUACAAGGGCCGUAAGAAGAAAACCAUCAGCUACUAUGCCAUCAAGUCCGUUGAUAAAACGCAGAAGGCGCGGGUGCUGCAGGAGGUGCGCACCAUGCACGCUCUGGACCACCGGAACAUCCUCAAGUUCUACGCCUGGUAUGAGACCACCAACCACCUAUGGCUCAUCCUGGAGUUCUGUGUCGGUGGAGACCUCAUGUCGCUGCUUCGGCAGGACGUGCGGUUGCCAGAGAGCUCCGUGCACGACUUUGCCCGUGACCUGGUGACGGCGUUGCAGUACUUGCACAGCAAGGAAAUCAUUUAUUGUGACCUGAAACCGUCAAAUAUCCUACUUGACGAGAACGGUCGCAUGAAGUUGGGUGGGUUUGGCCUUUCCCGUCGACUGGCGGACAUCAACAAAAAGCCGCUCCAGGCCCUGCCGCAGGCCAUGCGCGGCACGCCCUGCUACAUGGCACCGGAGUUGUUCUCGGAAGGGGCCACUCACUCCACAGCAUCCGACUUGUGGGCCAUAGGGUGUGUGCUGUACGAGUGCUCCAUGGGCCGCCCGCCCUUCCUCAACUCCUCGUUCAACCAACUGGUCCACGAAAUCCUGAACAACGAGCCGCAGCCAAUCCCUGGUGCCAGUCCCGAGUACCAUGACAUGAUUGCGCGCCUCUUGGACAAGAACCCAGCCACGCGCAUUAAGUGGAAGGAGCUCGGCGAGCAUCCGUUCUGGCAGGUGCCGCUGCCCACACUGAGCCUGCCUCCUGAACCUGCGUUGGAGGCCUUUAUUGCACAGUAUGGGUUGGCACCCACAAAGGAGGAGAUACGGCAGUCAACCCGGGAUGGGCUCAAGCUCGACAAGGGGCGUACCAUGCGUCAAAGCGUGGACAUCACCCGCUUGUCGCGAAUUGCGCUGCAUAACCUGGAGCGUGAGGGCGAGGGCGCCGAUUACAGCAGCACAGCUGGGGCCGCAACAGCGGCUGAGUCGCAGCCCGGCGACAUUCGUAUUGACUCAGCGGACGCAGAGCUGGACUUUGAGGAGAACCGGGAAGAGGCUGCGGACGAGGAGAACCCGGCGUCUCCAGCAGCAAGCGACGACGGUAGUGUCAUUGACCAGGGGUCCGUCACGACGUUAUCGGAUGGCCGCGUAGUCAGCGCUACGCCGAACGACGCCAUGAUGGUUCGCGCAGCAGCGGCUGCAGCACACCAGGGCGGACAUGGAGCGCUCGGCGCCUCCAUAUCAACACGGCGCGGCGGUGCGGGAACGCCCGAUGGCGGCGGUGUAGGGAGUAGCAUGGCUGCUGCUGGCGGGGCAGGCCGCCCGCAGACGCGCGGCGGGGACGACAUGGCACGGUCGACGUCGGGUGCUGGGGCCAGCGGCCGCGUAGCGGGUACGGCAGUCGAUGUGGAUGCAGCUGCAACGGUGGCUUCGGGCUCGGGAGCGGCCAUGGAUGACGUGAUGCUAGUGGAGACAGGCCCGCUGGCGGCAGAUCGGGACGCGACGUCGCUAGACGAGCUGAUUUGGCAUCCCUCAGACACGGCUGUCAAGCCUAUCGUGGCUAACAGACGAAUAGAGCGGUUGCCGGAACCCCGCUACGACCCUGGUAGCCUCCCGUUCAAGCCCUGGUCCCUGAAGGAGAUGUUGGGAGCAGACCAGCCAGACCUGGAGGUCUUCCUCACGCACAUCUACAGGGCGAUCGGGAGCGCGGCGCCGCUGAAGGACAAGGUGAACGUGCUGAGCUACUUUGAGACGCUUUGCGUCGACACCAACGCCGCCAACGUCCUGAUCAACAGCUCGCUCACCAUGCUGUUCAUUCGGAUGCUACGAACCGCUCGCGCGCCGACGCUGCGCAUCCGGUUGGCUAGCGUGCUGGGUCUGCUGGUGCGCCACGCCACCUUCAUUACGGAGGAGCUGGCGGGCACUGGCGUUGUGGAGCUGCUCAGUGAGGCCCUCAAGGACAAGAAUGAGCGGGUUCGCCGGCGGGUAAUUGCCACGCUGGGCGAGCUGCUGUUCUACAUCGCCACGCAGCAGCAGGACACAGCGGCGGCAGGGAACGAGGACGGGGCGGCGCCCCCGCCGGACCCUGCAGCGGUGUGGGGCAUCUCCAGCAACACAUACACGCAGGUCAUCCGAUUGCUCAAGGACAAGGAGGACGAGGUGGCGGCGCACUACGCCGUCAAGACGGUGGAGAACAUCUGCAGCCAGGGAGGCGAGUGGGCGGCGCGCUUUACGACGCAGGACGUGGUGCUCAGUCUGGUGCAAAUCAUUAACGGGCCGGGACGCGGGGAGCAGCUCCGGGCCACCGCAGCGUCAACGCUGGCGCGCCUACUCAGGCACAGUCCCACCCUGACAGCACAAACAGUCGACAAGUACGGCAUUCGCCUCUUUGUCGGCUGCCUGCUUGAAGGCGCAUCCUCCUCACCCGCAUCCUCUGGCGCUGCCAACGGCGCCGGUGCUACCGCGGGCACCAGCGGCGCCAGCAGCAAGGUCCAAACCGCAGCUCUCAACCUGCUUAACCUCACGCUGGCCCAGCCGGACCUCUCCACCCGCGCUCGUGCCUCCCUGGCUGAGGAGCGCGGGCUGCUGCCGGGGCUGGUCAACCUGAUGGACCACUCAUUGCCGCUUAUCCGCGCCAAGGCGGUGGUCACCAUCAUGCUGCUUAGCAGGUUGUCUCCGCGCUGGCUUCUGGAGGCGUGCAAGGCCAAGCUGAUACCCGCCAUCGAGCGCCUGGCGCGUGAGAAGGACGAGUACCUAACCAAUGCCCUGACAGCGCUUCGAGCUGAGGCGGCGCGGGUGGUGACUGCCAUUGCAGCCGCCAUUUCCGAGGAGCUGGGAGGGCGGGGAGGCACGUCAGGCGGCGCACGCCGCAGCCCUGCAGUUCCGGCCGGCGGAGCAGGCGGCGCUCGGCCGCAGCCGUCCAAGUCGCCGCUCGCGCUGUUCCCUGUGCUGCUGCACCUGAUUACCAGUCCACACUUCCGCUCUGCGGUGGUUUCGGGGCAGUUAGUUGCAGACCUGGCGAGCUGGCUUACGAUUACUGCCGGGCCGGCGGCGAUCGGCACAAUGAGCGGAAGCGCUGCGCCUGGCGUGGCGUCGUCAUCGGGAUCGGCGGGGGCUAACCUCAUGGCCGACUUUAAGUCUACGCUUAUGCAUGUGUUGGAGGCCUUCUGCCAGCAAGGCGAGCUGGUGCUGCAGCACUACACCGCCGUGCUGAACUCCUUGUUGCCGGCCCUCUGCGGCGUCGUGAGCGCGGAGGGUGAAGGCGGCGACACGCGCUUCUUCUGCCUGCGCAUGGUCAGCGACGUGCUGCAGACGCUGCUGCUGGAUGAGGAGUUGUACGGCAGCGCGCAGCAGCGAGCGGAGGGCGGCGGCGGCGUGGCGGCGGCGGCCAUUGACCGCGUGCUGCGCUCGCACAUACUGCCGCUGGUGCCGCGGCUGUUGCGGGAUGAGGACCCCAUGCCGCUGUACGCGUUAAAGCUGCUGGGGGGCUUGCUGGAGAUCAACCUCUUCUACGUUGCGGACGUGGAGGCGAUGGGCCUGGCAGCGCAGUUCUUCGAGUUCCUGUCGCUCGAGCACUCGAACAACAACGUGCACAACAUCCGGCUCUGCCGCCAGAUCAUUGCUGCCGGGUCCAUGCCGGUCGCCAAGCUGGUCGAGCUGCAGGUCGCGGAGAAGGUGGCUGCCGUACUCGAGUACGCCAGCAACCACGUGGUGGAGCCCUUCCUGGAGCCCGUACUGGAGCUCGUCAACACCAUUCUGCAGCGAGACGCGCUUGAGGUCUCCCAGGGCCGCUCCAACGGCUCCCUGGCCGCCGUCUUCCUGGAGCAGGCGGGCGUGCUGCUGGACAACUGCGCGCACCCCGAUCUGCCCGUCUGCAGCUCCGCAGCAAGCGCCACCUCCAGCCUCGUGGCGCUCUUCCCAGAGCAGUGCGCGCCCUGGCUGCUGGCGCCAGAGAACGCCUCCGCGCUGGCGACCGUGCUGGCAGGGCAGCACCUGCAGCAGCAGCCGGGCGGGGCAGGCGGGCAGCAGGGCGCGGUGGCGGUGCCGUCAGCGCUGCUGCAGCCGCUGCUGGAGGCUGUGGCCUUGGCGCUUGAGAUGGGUGGUGCAGCGUCGCCUUCAGAGGAGCUGGUUCAGCUGUACAAUGUGGUUCAACAUGUAGCGGACAGCUCUCAGGACGUCAGCGUACGGACCAUAUCAGCGGAGGUAGCACGCACGUUGGAAACGCUGCUACAUUAGGCGGGGGCGCAGGAAGCCAAAAGCUGUUACGUCACGGGGGCAUGCAGGGGGUGGGGGCGAGCGAUUGUCACAGAUGCGUCAGGAGCAGGGUAUGAGCUCAGCCGCACGAGGGCGUGUCCUGUUACCGGAAUGUGUGUUGCGGAAGAAAUGUGCCUCAGCUGAGCUGGUGCGCGUGUGCGUUUGAGGAGUCUGGUGCUCAUGUAUGGUUUCUUUUUACUGGGUCUUACGCGCGGCGUUGUGGCGCUCGAGUUUCGUAGCCGAGGUCGAACAAGCGCGCUUGAGCGUUUUUGCGAAGCGUCGAUAGCGGUGUGCUACAUGAAAGCUGCGUAGGGGGCACUAACAUGGUUUUCCCUGGUUUCCCUUUGGACAUUGCACUGGGGUUAUAGGCCGGGUAGUCGAGGGGUCUUCAGCCGCAGAAGCUCAAGGCGUGGUGCGCGGCUAGGCGCCAAUGCCGAUCCUUCCCGCAGCGUGCAUUUACCUUUCCUAAUGGGGCGCACAUGACCGACGCACGCUGGCCUUAUAUUGCCUUAAUUCACCUGCUCCAUUGUGAGGCCCUGCGUACUUGCAAAAACCCAUUACAUUCACUUUGUUUCCAACUUAAGACAGGUCGUUUGUGGACGAUUAGUGAUGGUCCAUGGUUCAUGUCGUACGGAAAUAGAACGGUGAUGGCAGUACUGAGGCCCAGGACGAACCGUGCAGCAGGAGCGAACGAGGUUAGCAAGGUGUGUUUCUGUAUGGGUCAAUUGAGGCGGCGGAGUGGGUGAUUGGCGGUUUACACGGUUAGGCUAGGCAAUGUGCUACUCAACGUUCGACAUCUGGGGAUGGCUAUGUGCAGGUGCCAAUUUGCGGACGGCGUCACCAUCGUGCCGUGCCAACUGCAUCCUCUAGCCGUACCAAUUGCAAUUUACACCACAACCCCGCUCAAAGCCCGCUCGUUCAAACCCCGCUCGACUCCCUCGGUGGAACGUUCCUUCAAUGCCGCUGGCACUCCUCUUGUCACCACAACCACUCACGGCUGAACAGUUCACAACGACCCUCCUUGGAAACCUGGUAACCUAUAAACAAAGCAUGUUAUCACCGCAAGAGACGCUCGAACGGGAAUUGCUCACGCUCGCCUAACACUCCAUGCGUGACAACAAUGGGGCACACUACAACUUAUUGAAGGUUGACAGAAAACAAACUAAC
Messenger RNA from Astrephomene gubernaculifera, 5835 nucleotides. NCBI's taxonomy places the organism in Eukaryota, Viridiplantae, Chlorophyta, Chlorophyceae, Chlamydomonadales, Astrephomenaceae. The record is from the annotation of a GenBank genome assembly.